This is a messenger RNA of Komagataella phaffii GS115, 1386 nucleotides long. Its product is annotated as Basic leucine zipper (bZIP) transcription factor required for oxidative stress tolerance. Bases 1 to 1386 code for a protein of 461 amino acids. Lineage: Eukaryota; Fungi; Ascomycota; Pichiomycetes; Pichiales; Pichiaceae. Gene Ontology annotation, molecular function: transcription cis-regulatory region binding; DNA-binding transcription activator activity, RNA polymerase II-specific. The transcript has a single exon. The record is from RefSeq and is a predicted model, not a curated record. Gene Ontology annotation, cellular component: RNA polymerase II transcription regulator complex.
AUGAGUGACGUGGUAAACAAGAGAGCGGCAACGUCCAGCACGCAGACCAAUAAGAGACAGGAACUCAGCUCGGCGCUGACAAAACCUGGAAGGAAACCAGUGCAGACGGAACCCAAGGACAAAAGAACUGCCCAGAAUAGAGCUGCUCAACGGGCUUUCCGUGAGCGGAAAGAGAAGAAGAUGAAAGAAUUAGAAACCAAGGUUGAAGAGCUAGAGAGACAAAAAUCUCAGCUGAAUACUGAAAGCGAAUUUCUGCGAUCCCAGGUGGAAACAUUAAUUCAUGAACUCUCAAAAUAUAGGGGAGAAACAGAUGUACUAAGCCUACUGCCGACAAGUAUACCGCAGGAGAGUAAAAAAAUGGUGAGAACUCCUAGUAGCAAUACAACAAACUCCAGUUCUGUCGGGGUUACUCCGUCUUCUUCCACUCUGCGUUCGUCAUCUAGUAGUGGAGUAUAUGAAUUUCCCUGGAAGCUUUCUAAUAGUCAAAAUCCAAGUGGAAGCAACAGCCCAUUGGAUCUCACUAAGGCAGGCCAACUACCGUCACCAACUUCUAUCAAUCAGAAUCCUGGGUUGACGGCCGAAUCGGUGAAGAGCUCCUCGGUUUCAAGUGAGUCACCAAACUCCAAUAUAGAAGAUUUUUUGAAUAGCAGGAAUAGCAAUUUUGACAACCGAUUUGAUGAGUCUGUGGAUGGCUUUUGUUCCAACUUAGGCCAAGCUUGCGGUAACAAAGACAUUCCUCUUCCAAAAGAGACUUCAUCCAUAAGGAACCCUGGCGUGAUAGAUAGUUUGUCGAAUUUCAACUCGAAUUCCGAUAUACAAACUCUUUUCUCUCCCAACUCCUUACAAAAUGACCCGCUGGCCGAGUUUGACCCUACCCCUAUUGACCAAAAUCUUGUGUUUGGGUUAAACGCUCCUGAGACGAAUUUGGAUGGUCUUUUUGGUGACUUUAAUAAAUACCACACGGAUCCCCUUGCGUCUCUUGUCACUGAAGAAUCUAUCUUUGACCCAUUGAGAGCGACAUCCAACUCUGUAUCCCAUUCAAAGCCGAACCCUAUCACAACUACGAGUUUGCAUAAUUUGGAAGCCAAGCACAAGGUACCAGAGGCUGACGAAGAUUGCAACGAUAAUUUGGACAACAUGGUGGUACCUAACAGAGAAGGCUCUCUACUCAAGUGUUCAGAGAUAUGGGAGAGAAUUACGACUCACCCCAGAUAUUCGGAAAUCGACAUUGAUGGGCUCUGUAUGGAACUGAAACACAAAGCCAAAUGUAGUGAAAGUGGUGUUGUGGUAGAUGAUGCUGAUGUUGAUUCACUUUUACAGAGGGCUGCUCUCAAGUAUCCCAUAAAGACUGAGCCAGAUGUUGUCGAUUUUUCCAUGUUUAAAUAG